Molecule: messenger RNA, 1194 nt
Organism: Spodoptera exigua (beet armyworm)
Lineage: Eukaryota; Metazoa; Arthropoda; Insecta; Lepidoptera; Noctuidae
Source: the annotation of a GenBank genome assembly
AUGACGGUGGUGACUAAUCCAGCGCGGACCAACUCGGAUGAUGAGAUCGAGUCGGGUCAUGAGAGCGCGGCGGGCGAGUAUGCGGGAAACCUGGACGUGGAGGAACACGCUCGUCUCUACGACGACGAGAAGCAGUCUGACAUCGUGUUCGUGGCCGGCAUCAAUGGCGACACGUGGCGCUACCCCGGCCACCGCCGCGUGCUGGCCGCUACCAGCCCCGUUUUCGCCGCGCUGCUGGCUUGCAAAACCGAUGUUAUCGUCGUCGACUACAUCGACCGAAGAGGCUUCGAGCAGCUGCUCCGCUACCACUACUGCGAGCCAACACAACUCAACUCCGUGGCCACAGCUCGAUGUGCACUCGAUGCGGCCUACAAGUUCCUCUGCUCUCCGCUUGCAGAGCGAUGCGCUCGACGUCUAGACGAAAUGUUAGAUGCUGGUGUAGCGCUCGAGAUACUACGGGACUUACGAUUCCUUUGUGCCAGGCUACCCGGAGCUGCGUCCGCACCGCCUCUGCCAGCUCUGUCAGAUGAUGCAGCAGCUCGGUCGCUGGCGCAAUGUUCUCGCUGGUGCGACUCUCUAGCCCACAAUGCUCUGCUGGUGCUCGAUGAUGACGCAGAUACUGCACUCAAUGAUGAACGCUUGGAAGACCUUACUUAUGAAGAUUUGGCGCUUAUUGUAAAACGAGACACAUUGCGUGUAUCCAGUGAGCUUGUAUUGGCAGAGGCUCUAUCGCGGUGGGCCACAGCUGCUUGUAAGCGUACAAAGCGGGAGUUGACGUCAGCCAAUAAAAGGGCGGCUCUUGGCGAGCUCGCCUACUGCCCGCGCUACCUGCUUCUCUCGGGUGAAGAGUUAGAUCGAGCUCUUUCUUUGGAGUUAUUGGAGCCGAUGGAGCGAGCUCUGGUGACGGCACGUGCUCGCAAAUUGUCGGCGCCAGUGCCAGUAGGCGCAGAGCAGGAGUCGCUGCUGCGUCGCUGGGCGCGGCCGCGACCCACCGAGCCCGCGGCGCUGCCCGUGCACCUGAGCCCGCGCUCCGAGCCGCCCGUGGAAGAGCCGCAGCCCAGCAAGCUGUGUGCCCGCCGCCCCAAGCGUCCCAAGCAGCCUAGCUUUGCCCCUGAAGAGAAGCGCAAGAAGAAAGGCUGCUGCGCGUGCUUCGGCGAGGGAUUGUUACGUGCUUUUAUUUGUCUGUUUGACUGA